AUGCCGCGUCAACUCCAGCCCCGGAACACGGUCCGCCUGACGAAGCUGCGUCUCGGCGGUUGGCAGAGGACCACCAACAGCAAGUCGCGCAGACCGAGUUCCCAGCUUUUCUACGGUCCGUCUUCGAAUUCCGCCUUUCUGCAACAGAUUCAUCGAGGUCUUCUGUCCGGUCAGUAUGGCCAAAAUCAUGGCCGAGAUGUUCAGGAGGGUGGAGCGGGCCUUGAUAUGUUCAUGCAAAGGAACAUUUUCUUCGGGAUGCCACUGAAGGUCAACAUUGAGCCGACGCAGCCCGUAAGCUGUCCUGUUUCGAUAGAGCAGGCGAAGGAGUUUGCCCAGCACUUCAAGAAUACGCACAUCUUGACGCUUCCGUUUUUUACACCAUUGGAAAUGGACGAGAUACUCGAGAGUCUGUUCGAGCCUGGCGCUGAAACGACUGUCCAGCCGCAACGGAAAACAGUUUUGCUUGCCGCUCUUGCUCUUGGGGCGCUCGGAACUCCACAGACGAGUGCCGCCGAGUCUCUCUUCAUCCACGCAAAGAAGGAGGCUGUCAUAUACGAGGACGCCGUUACACUUCCCAUGAUUCAAUAUUCUAUGUUGAUGGCUCACUAUCAGCUCAACAUGGGGCGGCCCAACUCGGCGUACUUGCAUAUGGGUGUCGCGAGUCGGAAGGCCCUUGCCAUGGGCUUGCACGUAGGCACCACCAGCGCCAUAUCUCGCAACGAAGAAGUACAGUCUCGUCUUAUCACAAUAUGGUCGCUUUACUUCUUGGAAAUAUGGUUGAGUUUAGUUGUGGGACGACGCAGCAUGGUAGGGAAGUCAGACUUCGCUUCGUGCCCGUUUCCCGACGGCCAGCCGACCAUGGUGGCUCUUUGUCAGUUUGCGACCAUCAUAGAAGAGGCUGUCGAGUCUAUCUACAAUCGAAGAACCGAUUCACUUCGACAACUGUACGGAAAGGCAGAGAAGCUUUAUGCACAAGCACGUCAAUAUGGCGACAAAUGGGGACUCGGCUCCGUUAUUCCGACGCAGCAAGAGGCAUGGAACCCGGAAACAUCUUUGCUGCUGCACAAUGUUUAUUUCCACGUCAUCCUGCUCAUAUUUCGACCAUUCCUCAUAGCUGAAGCAGCCCUUCAGUCGGGAAGUGGUGCCGGAUCGACGGGAGACAUCUGGCUUAGACAAGCAUGCAGACAUGCCACAGAUGCUGCGCAAGAUGCUGUCGCCUUUACGAGCAGCAAACUUCAUGGUCCUGAAGAGUGCAAUACCCGCAGGUACCAUGCCUUCUUUAUCGAAUCAUGCUGUGCGGUCCUCCUGUAUGACAGUCUCCGCCAUCCGGCCAAACAUCCUCACAACCUAGAGUACAUCCAGAUGGCCAUCUCUGGUCUGCACUCUCUGGUUGGAGACGACCCAGUCACGAAUGCAAUACGCUCUAUUAAGCGUAUUGUGUGGGCUGUUGAGAAUACCAUCAAUGCCUCAAGAACAACCUCUGGCGGUAUCCUUGACGGAGGCUCAACAGACUCCUCGCCCUCCUGGUCCGGCGAUCGGUUCCCUACGAGCAUACAAUUUCCAUCACUUGACGAGAACAGAGCCACUACCUCUGACGACCUGAUCUACUUUAGCAACAGGCCGUAUCGUCAGCAGCCUGAGCCAAUUGCUCCGGAUUAUUCGAUGUCUCUGCCCGGUGCAGGAACGGGGUUGAACCCCUUCCCAGAUCUGAAUUACGACGUACUCACCACGGACUUAUUCAACUUUUUUCCCAUCGACAUGAAUGCGGGUCCAACUGGUCAUAGUUCAUGA
Colletotrichum karsti is the source of this 1791-nucleotide messenger RNA. RefSeq lists its product as uncharacterized. Gene Ontology annotation, cellular component: nucleus. The transcript has 5 exons. The record is from RefSeq and is a predicted model, not a curated record. Gene Ontology annotation, biological process: positive regulation of transcription from RNA polymerase II promoter by galactose; DNA-templated transcription. Bases 1 to 1791 code for a protein of 596 amino acids. Gene Ontology annotation, molecular function: RNA polymerase II cis-regulatory region sequence-specific DNA binding; DNA-binding transcription factor activity, RNA polymerase II-specific; zinc ion binding. NCBI's taxonomy places the organism in Eukaryota, Fungi, Ascomycota, Sordariomycetes, Glomerellales, Glomerellaceae.